AUGUAUAUCCCAGUGACCCCAAUACUGAUAGAUAAGUCAGCUAAUAACUUGAAGACCAGAUUCUUCGUCAUCAAGUCCACCAACGAGAUGGAUGUGUACAGCGCCCUCAAGUGGGGUAUCUGGACCUCAACCGAGCUCGGCAACAGGCGUCUGAGCGAGGCCCUCAGGGCUCAUCACGGCUAUGGCAAUGUGCUCUUGUUCUUCUCCGUAAACGGAAGUGGACGCUUCUGUGGUGUUGCUGAAAUGCUCAGCACCCACGACCAGGACACGAUGGUCGGGAUCUGGACCGAGCGCAGGUGGAAGGGGCGGUUCGACAUCCGCUGGCUGUAUGUCAAGGACGUUCCGAUGUCGUUCUUGCGCCAUAUCUUCGUUGCCAACAACGAGGGUAAGAACGUCUCCUGCAGUAGGGAUACUCAGGAACUCUACGGCGAGGUAAGCUCUGUUCUCUUCCAUUCUGUACGACACGUAACUAAAAGAAAUCCUACAGGCCGGUUUCCAGAUGCUGGAAGCCUUCAACACGUUCCGGUCGUCGACUGGGCUCAUCUACGACUCUAA
Messenger RNA from Tricharina praecox, 555 nucleotides. RefSeq names its product YT521-B-like domain-containing protein. The coding region runs from base 1 to 555 and encodes 184 amino acids. Gene Ontology annotation, molecular function: mRNA binding; N6-methyladenosine-containing RNA reader activity. NCBI's taxonomy places the organism in Eukaryota, Fungi, Ascomycota, Pezizomycetes, Pezizales, Pyronemataceae. Gene Ontology annotation, cellular component: cytoplasm. Gene Ontology annotation, biological process: mRNA destabilization. The transcript has 2 exons. The record is from RefSeq and is a predicted model, not a curated record.